Molecule: messenger RNA, 1465 nt
Organism: Lucilia cuprina (Australian sheep blowfly)
Lineage: Eukaryota; Metazoa; Arthropoda; Insecta; Diptera; Calliphoridae
Exons: 2
Coding region: 464-1450 (328 amino acids)
Source: RefSeq, a predicted model, not a curated record
UAUCGAACGGGGUGUAAAUUAUUGCGGAUAGAAAAAAGAAAUACGAUUAAACAUAAAACGAAUUUCCAACAAAAAAUUUUAAUUAGCAAAUUAACAAGUGUAAAUGUUAAUUUUACCUAAAAUAAUUACACAAUAUUUAAGAUUUGCAAUAAAUAUUUAAAUUUGUAUGCAAAAUUAUUAGUUCUAACUAAAAGAGAAAGUGAAAAAAAUACAAUUUUUGUGUAAAUUUUUUUCAUUUAUUAAAGAAGAAGAGUGAAAAAAUAGCGGAAAAGAUAAAGAGAAAUAAAAGUGUGUCUCGCCUGAGUGGAAAAUGUAAUGGGAGUAGUUGUGUGAGUGCGUAUUUGUGUGUAUGUUUCUUAAAAACAAAAAGAAUUAUAAAAAAGCAAAUAAGAAAAAAAUUAGCAAAAUAUUAGAAAAAAGCCAAGUUUUUAUGCAAAAAUUAAAUUUAUAGCUUAUAACAAAAAUGGGUACAACUGCAGAAAUGAUUGUUAAUAAAACUAAAAAUAUAACAAAUAAUGAAAAUGCUACAAAAACAAAUGACCCUAUUUUGGAAACCUCUAAACCAGAAACAGCACCUCACAAUAAUACAACAAUAACAUCAAUAGCGGAAAUAACAACUGCUGCUAGUACAACAACAACAAUUACUACUACAAAUAACACCACCACCCACAUUACUAAUACGGAAAAUGAAACAGAAUGUACGGCGGCACAAAAUAUCAAAUCAUUACCCAAAGCAUCACCACCUCCACAAGUUAUUAUUAUACCAGCCAAUAGUGAAGCUUCCACAGCGGCCACAAAUGCCGCCAAGAAAAUACGUCGUGCAUUUUCUAUGCCACGCAAUCCUUUUCGUUGGUCGCAUAAACUAAAAACAACAACUGCAGAUCACAAGACUAACGGAAGAGUAACUCAAGAUUCUGGAGGUGGUGAGGUAAAAGGCGGAGGUUCCAGUGGUUUAACAGGAUUUUCUUCUAUUACUAAAUCCUACACAUUAUCUUCAUGUGUAGGUGGAAAAAGAGAAAGAGCUGAAAGUUUUGUAUCCCUUAAUAGUAAUGAUGACAAUUAUAUCCCCACCACUAAUACUAACAAUAAAGAAACCCAGCAAACGCAAGCUGAGGAAAAUGAAAAAUCGAAAGCAAGCAUAGCAAAAAGUUCAACAACAACUACUAAGAAGUUUAACACAAAAUCGAAUACAAUUAAUGGAGUUUCAAGUCUAACAAAUUCCUCAACCCUGGCGACCGGUGCAUCAUUAUUCUCAACUUUACCGGCUGGUGCUAGCAAUAGUGGCAAUAGUAAUAGUGCCAACAAUAACAAUCGAGUCUUUAGACGUUCAUCAUUUAGGAAAUUUUUAAAUCGUAUUACCCAGCAUAUGACUGCUUCGGAAAUCACAACGGACCUCAUGGGUCUACAAGUGGAUACCUAUUUGGUAUACAACCAUUUUAAACUAAAGUAAGGCGCUAGUCUUGAC